GAUCUGACAGAAACAUCUUUGGCUCUCGGUGUCUGGACAUAGGAGUUGUCUUCAGCUGUUCUGAAGUACAAGACCUUUUAAAUCACUGUAGAUAUGGACAAAGAAGAAAGGAAGACUAUCAAUCAGGGUCAAGAAGAUGAAAUGGAAAUUUAUGGCUAUAAUUUAUGUCGCUGGAAGCUUGCCAUAGUUUCUCUAGGAGUGGUUUGCACCGGUGGCUUUCUCCUGCUCCUCCUCUAUUGGAUGCCUGAGUGGCGGGUGAAGGCAACUUGUAUUAGAACUGCAAUUAAAGACUGUGAAGUGGUGCUGCUGAGGACUACUGAUGAAUUCAAAACGUGGUUUUGUGCAAAAAUUCGCUUGCUUUCUCUGAAAACUCAUCCAUUUUCGAGUCCAAAAUCUGUGGCUAAUAAGGUUUCAAAUGGCCAUGCUGUUCUUUUAACUGAAAAUUUGGCCGAAGAAAACAGGCAUGAGAUAAAUAAAUAUUCACAGACACAAUCAGAACAGAUUCGUUACUUUACCCACCAUAGUGUAAAAUAUUUCUGGAAUGAUACCCUUCACAAUUUUGAUUUCUUAAAGGGACUGGAUGAAGGUGUUUCUUGUACGUCAAUUUAUGAAAAGCAUAGUGCAGGACUGACAAAGGGGAUGCAUGCCUACAGAAAAUUGCUUUAUGGAAUAAAUGAAAUUUCUGUGAAAGUGCCUUCUGUUUUUAAGCUUCUAAUUAAGGAGGUUCUCAACCCAUUUUACAUUUUCCAACUGUUCAGUGUUAUACUGUGGUGCACUGAUGAAUACUAUUACUAUGCUUUAGCUAUUGUGAUUAUGUCUGUAGUAUCAAUUCUAAGUUCUCUAUAUUCCAUUAAAAAGCAAUAUAUUAUGUUGCAUGACAUGGUGGCAGCUCACAGUACUGUGAGAGUUUCAGUUUGCAGAGUAAAUGAAGAAAAAGAAGAGAUCUUUUCUACAGAACUUGUGCCGGGAGAUGUUAUGGUCAUUCCAUUAAAUGGGACUAUUAUGCCUUGUGAUGCAGUACUUAUUAAUGGUACUUGCAUUGUAAAUGAAAGCAUGUUAACAGGAGAAAGUGUUCCAGUGACAAAGACGAAUUUGCCAAAUCCUUCAGUAGACAUAAAAGGAAUGGGAGAUGAAUUAUAUAGUCCAGAAAUACAUAAACGACACACUUUGUUUUGUGGGACUACUGUUAUUCAAACUCGUUUCUACACUGGAGAGCUUGUCAAGGCCAUAGUAGUUAGAACAGGAUUUAGUACUUCCAAAGGACAGCUUGUUCGUUCCAUAUUGUAUCCCAAACCAACAGAUUUUAAACUCUACAGAGAUGCCUACUUGUUUCUUCUGUGUCUUGUGGCGGUGGCUGCCAUUGGGUUUAUCUACACUAUUAUCAAUAGCAUUCUAAAUGAGGUGGAGAUUGGAGUAAUAAUUAUCGAGUCUCUUGAUAUCAUUACAAUCACUGUGCCACCUGCACUUCCUGCUGCAAUGACUGCUGGUAUUGUGUAUGCUCAAAGAAGACUGAAAAAAAUUGGUAUUUUCUGCAUCAGUCCCCAAAGGAUAAAUAUAUGUGGACAGCUGAAUCUUGUUUGCUUUGACAAGACUGGAACUCUUACUGAAGAUGGUUUAGAUCUUUGGGGGAUUCAACGAGUGGAAAAUACACGUUUUCUUUUGCCAGAAGAAAAUGUUUGCAAUGAGAUGUUGGUAAAAUCUCAGUUUGUUGCUUGUAUGGCUACUUGCCAUUCACUCACAAAAAUUGAAGGAGUGCUUUCUGGUGAUCCACUUGAUUUGAAAAUGUUUGAAGCCAUCGGAUGGAUUCUGGAGGAAGCAACUGAAGAGGAAACAGCACUUCAUAAUCGAAUUAUGCCAACUGUGGUUCGUCCUCCAAAACAACUGCUUCCUGAAUCUACACCUGCAGGAGACCAGGAAAUGGAGCUGUUUGAACUUCCAGCUAUUUAUGAGAUAGGAAUUGUUCGCCAGUUCCCAUUUUCUUCUGCUUUGCAACGUAUGAGUGUGGUUGCAAGGGUGCUAGGGGAUAAAAAAAUGGAUGCCUACAUGAAAGGAGCACCUGAGGUCAUUGCCAGUCUUUGUAAACCUGAAACAAUUCCUGUUGAUUUUGAAAAUGUUUUAGAGGAUUACACUAAACAAGGCUUCCGUGUAAUUGCUCUUGCACACAGAAAAUUGGAGUCAAAACUGACAUGGCAUAAAGUGCAGAAUAUUAGCAGAGAUGCCAUUGAAAACAACAUGGAUUUUAUGGGAUUAAUUAUAAUGCAGAACAAAUUAAAGCGAGAAACCCCUGCAGUACUUGAAGAUUUGCAUAAAGCCAACAUUCGCACUGUCAUGGUCACAGGUGACAACAUGUUGACUGCUGUCUCUGUGGCCAGAGACUGUGGAAUGAUACUACCUCAGGAUAAAGUUAUUAUUGCUGAAGCAUUACCUCCAAAGGAUGGAAAAGUUGCCAAAAUAAACUGGCAUUAUGCAGACACUCUAACACAGUGCAGUAAUUCAUCAGCAAUUGACUCAGAGGCAAUACCAAUUAAAUCAGUCCACGAUAGCUUAGAGGAUCUUCAGGUGUCUCGUUAUCAUUUUGCAAUGAAUGGAAAAUCAUUUUCAGUGAUACUGGAGCAUUUUCAAGACCUUGUUCCAAAGUUGAUGUUGCAUGGCACUGUGUUUGCUCGUAUGGCACCUGAUCAGAAGACACAAUUAGUAGAAGCAUUGCAAAAUGUAGAUUACUUUGUUGGGAUGUGUGGUGAUGGUGCAAAUGAUUGUGGUGCUCUAAAGAGGGCACAUGGAGGCAUUUCUUUAUCAGAGCUCGAGGCUUCAGUGGCAUCUCCCUUUACCUCCAAAACUCCUAGUAUUUCCUGUGUGCCAAACCUCAUCAGGGAAGGCCGUGCUGCUUUAAUGACUUCCUUCUGUGUGUUUAAAUUUAUGGCUUUGUACAGCAUUAUACAAUACUUCAGUGUUACUCUACUGUAUUCCGUCUUAAGUAACCUAGGAGACUUCCAGUUUCUCUUCAUUGAUCUGGCAAUCAUUUUGGUAGUGGUAUUUACAAUGAGUUUAAAUCCUGCCUGGAAGGAACUUGUGGCACAAAGACCACCUUCAGGUCUCAUAUCGGGGGCCCUUCUCUUCUCCGUUUUGUCUCAGAUCAUCAUCAGCAUUGGAUUUCAGUCUUUGGGGUUUUUUUGGGUCAAGCAGCAACCUUGGUAUGAAAUAUGGCAUCCACAUUCAGAUGCUUGUAAUACAACAGGAAGCCUAUAUGGGAAUUUUUCACAUUUGUACAAUGAAACCGAAGAUGAUCCACAUAAUAUACAAAAUUAUGAAAAUACCACAGUGUUUUUUAUCUCCAGUUUUCAGUACCUCAUAGUGGCAAUUGCCUUUUCAAAAGGAAAACCUUUCAGGCAACCUUGCUACAAGAAUUAUCUUUUUGUUUUGUCUGUGAUUAUUUUGUAUGUUUUCAUAUUAUUCAUCAUGUUGCAUCCAGUUGCCUCUAUUGACCAGGCUCUUCAGAUUGUGUGUGUACCAUAUCAGUGGCGUAUAACUAUGCUCAUCAUUGUUCUUGUAAAUGCCCUUGUAUCUAUCAUGGUGGAGAACUUCUGCCUUGACAUGGUCCUUUGGAAAGUUGUGUUCAAUCGAGACAGACAAGGAGAGUAUCGCUUCACCACCACACAGCCAGCACAGGAGUCAGUGGAUUAUUGGGGGAAAUGCUGCUUGUCCUGUGCCCUGGACUGUAGAAAGAAGAUACCAAAAGCAAAGUACAUGUAUCUGGCUCAGGAGCUCUUGGUUGACCCGGAAUGGCCACCAAAACCUCAGACGACAACAGAAGCUAAAGCUUUAGUUAAAGAAAAUGGAUCAUGUCAAAUCAUCACCAUAACAUAGCAGCGCAUCAGUCUCGAUGGGAUGCUAGUAGCAGUAUUGAACAGAAUGUAAUUUAGGACUUCCUGAUCCUGUGUGUCAGAUGGCAUCAUUUCAAUCUGUGUUCCUUCUGAUAUAGUAGCUGAUUUCAGAGCUUUUUUUUUUUUUUAAACAAAAGAAACAAAAAUAAAAGAUUGGCAUGCCAGCUAAAUUAAUAAUCAA
Molecule: messenger RNA, 4062 nt
Organism: Myotis brandtii (Brandt's bat)
Lineage: Eukaryota; Metazoa; Chordata; Mammalia; Chiroptera; Vespertilionidae
Gene: ATP13A3
Product: ATPase type 13A3
Exons: 33
Coding region: 94-3864 (1256 amino acids)
Biological process (GO): intracellular calcium ion homeostasis; polyamine transmembrane transport
Cellular component (GO): late endosome membrane
Molecular function (GO): ATPase-coupled monoatomic cation transmembrane transporter activity; P-type ion transporter activity; polyamine transmembrane transporter activity
Source: RefSeq, a predicted model, not a curated record